Messenger RNA from Caenorhabditis remanei, 1254 nucleotides. RefSeq lists its product as uncharacterized. The transcript is spliced from 7 exons. Bases 1 to 1254 code for a protein of 417 amino acids. The record is from RefSeq and is a predicted model, not a curated record. Lineage: Eukaryota; Metazoa; Nematoda; Chromadorea; Rhabditida; Rhabditidae.
AUGCUACAUCUCAGCCAUCCGGAAUUCAAUCAACGGGCGAGAUGGUCACAGGCUGAGCUACAACUAUGCAUAAGUGAACUCCCGAGUGGAUUGUUCGAGAAGCAUCGAGAUCUCAAUGCGCAAAUGGAUGAGUUGGAGAAGGAUGAGAAGAAGAUCAAGAAACGAAACAAUGAGAUUUACAAGAAUUAUUUAGAAAUCGUAUGCAGCCAGUGCUCGAGAUUAGAGUUGUUUGGGCAUCCGGAAUUCCUAAAAGGCUUCGUGAGACCUGGCGAACUCACCACUCGCUACGAAAUCAGUAUUGGUCUUCUCACAGUACUCAUCAAAAACUUGGCACUCAACGCAGCCGUCGGAAUCGGACCUCAAGACAUUGAUAUAGCAAUUGUACCGUGUUUUGAAAUCAUACGAAUGCCGGAUAUCAAUUUCGAGGCGGAGAUGAUAAAAGUGAUGGACAAAUAUAAAUACGAUGCCCGAAAACACACAAUCUUUAUGAAGAAGAUUUAUCAACACCUCACGGAUCGUAUCAGUUUUGUAAUGGAUUUGAACCUACCGAUACCCGAGGCUCCGCCCAGUCCCAGCGGAGAGAAAGACACGAAGCCAUGUCUCAGAGUCAUCAAAUUAGGCGCUGAUAAAAAGUAUUUCUUUGUUUUUGUGGAUGAGGUCAAAUUGGUUAUCGAUCGAUUAAAAGGCAGGAAGAAUAUUGAUUGGAAAUCCAAACGAUACCAUCCAUAUUUCCCACUGGAAUACUUGGAAUACGCGUUGGAAUUGUUUGGAUGCAAAAUGGAUCAAAUUUCGCUAGUCUCAAUGCCAGUUGGUCGUAAAGAAAACGGUAUCUACUGCUAUACUCCUGCACCAAACGGUGAGAACGUGGUUCCCGCCGAGUCGUGUCUGUUCCGAUUCGCAGAAGCGUACAAUAAAGCGACAGAAAACGGGAAGAAAAUGGAUUUAAUGCGGUCAUUCAAGCAAUUUCUUCACACUGGACAAGUCCUCCCGUAUUUCGUCAAAUAUUUCACUGAUCUCGAGACCCAACCGGGUGCCAGACAGAUAUCAAUGUCGGCUUAUAUGAAGAAACGAAUGACGACCACUGAGAAUUGUUAUUAUGAUGAGGUGGAAAUGAAGAAGAAAAUUAAAGGAAUUCAGCAGAAAAAGGAAACGAUACCCAAUGUACCGCCUGAAGUUACCACGAGCUUCCCCGCCGAAUUUAGGUUCACCAUUUCCGCGUUGUUGAAGUCUCAUAGUGAGGUUAGUUUAGCUUGA